AUGACGAAGGUAAAAAUAAAGAAAAAAUUCAAGCACAGCGGGACGCUUGAAGAAGACUUAAAAAACAGUGUAGUCACAAAGAAUAAAAUAUUUAAAAAAAAAAAAAAGGGAAAUAAGGCAAGUGAAAAGAGAACAAAAAAAAAAAGAAAAGACGAUGUUCAAAGAAUUUUGAAUCUGGCGAAUAGGCAAAAUGAGGAGGAUCUGGAGUAUUCAGACUAUGGCAAUAGUAUCAGUGGUGACGAUCUGGAUGGUGGCCGAUUAAAACAGGUGGAUAAGUUCCUCCAGUUUGAUGACGACAUCGGAGGGGAGGAGGGAGUCGACGAUGAUGUAUCAGAUCGGGAAAAUUUGAUGGCGAACAAAAUGGUGUUUUCUGCCGAGCAGAUUAGCCAUAACGAGAAAAACCAGAUGGAUGAAUCUAAUGACAUUUUGGAUGAUCUUGAUGUGAAAAUAAAUCCCCACGGGAUUGAAAGAGGAGCCAAAUUGGACAAGGGGAAGGACGUCAAAGCUGAGCCAUCCGAACAGGAAAAGCUCGACGCGCUGGUCCAAAAGUGCUACGAAACGAUCGGAGAAGAACUGGCCCACUACAAGAAGGGCAAGUUACACAGGGCGCUAACCGUUCUGGUCAAAUCGCCCAGAUGGUUCGACCUGCUCCUUCUGACGAAGCCGAAAAGGUGGACCACUCAGGCGACCUUUGAAGUUACUAGAAUUUUCUCAUCAGGAUUGAGGGAAAAGGAAGUGGCCCUGUACUACGAGUUUAUUCUACUGCCCAUAAUUCUGGACAAUAUCGAGAGGAAGAAGAAGCUAGAAACGUUUCUGUACAAAACGUUGAUUAAGGCUUUGUACAAAUCGAAGGCCUGGAUGAGGGGGAUGCUGUACCCCCUGCUGCGUCGGGAGUGCACCAAGAAGGAACUAGCCAUUUUCGGAAGUGUCGUCCAGAAAAUGAGCAUCUCGAUAAAUUCAGUAACGCAGUGCUUGCAGGAAAUUUUUACCUUUCCGUGGAACUCAAACAUUUCCCACUUCUUAUGUCUUUUUUUUAACAAAAAAUAUGGAUUCUCCAAAGAGUUUAUCGAAAAGUGUGUAGACUACUUCGUCUCAUUUUUGAACAAUCCUGACGUAUUGACAGUGAACUGGCACACCUCGCUGCUGCUGCUCGUACAGAAUUAUAGAGCCUUGAUGGGAGAUGAAGAAAUUGAGAAACUGCGCAUCCUGGUGAUGAAGAAAAAUCACCCCAAAUUUUCUAGCGAAAUUUUCAAGAGAAUGUACUCACCCACCUCACUGAUGAACAAAAUAAAAGAUUUGGCGACAGACCCGAGUGAAGAUAUGGUGUAA
Molecule: messenger RNA, 1329 nt
Organism: Plasmodium inui San Antonio 1
Lineage: Eukaryota; Apicomplexa; Aconoidasida; Haemosporida; Plasmodiidae
Exons: 5
Coding region: 1-1329 (442 amino acids)
Biological process (GO): rRNA processing
Cellular component (GO): cytoplasm; preribosome, small subunit precursor; nucleolus
Molecular function (GO): snoRNA binding
Source: RefSeq, a predicted model, not a curated record